Molecule: messenger RNA, 345 nt
Organism: Ostertagia ostertagi
Lineage: Eukaryota; Metazoa; Nematoda; Chromadorea; Rhabditida; Trichostrongylidae
Source: the annotation of a GenBank genome assembly
AUGGCAUACGCGGUUGAAAUCAUAGCAUCAGCGGCUUUGAGAGGAGUGGAGUACACUGCGCAAUUAUUGGAUCGACCGACUGCAGUGGAAACAGUAGUAGACAUUUUGGAAUCGGUUCUCGAUGCACAAUGGGUGGUCGAAAACGAAGGUUGUGUAGAGCCGACACCUCAUCCACAUCGUCCUCCUAAAGAGCAAGAGGUCAGAUGUAUGCGAUUACAGAACUGUCCACCAAUGAUUGCCUUAUCUGCUGCUUUGCGUGACUCACUCGUGGAAGUGCGAGCGACGUUAAAAUGUGCAGCGGUUCGAGCUAUUGGUGAGUUGAUGCAAACUUUGUUCUUUACCUUU